Molecule: messenger RNA, 2253 nt
Organism: Stegodyphus dumicola
Lineage: Eukaryota; Metazoa; Arthropoda; Arachnida; Araneae; Eresidae
Molecular function (GO): nickel cation binding
Source: RefSeq, a predicted model, not a curated record
AAAUCAAUUUGGCAAAAUUUUUAAAUUGUAUUUGUCGUUUUAUUUAUUUUAUGAAAUGUUAUUUUUUAAAUUUUUAUUAACUAAGGAAUUUUUUUUAUAAUUUAUCAAUUUUCACAAUAUUUUAUGAAAAGUGCUUAAUUUAAAUAUGCCCAAAAUUGUGUUUCCUGAGCAAUACUUUUAAAGAUCUCCAGUGUGAUAACGCAUUUAAUGGCUCUGCAACAAGUGCAUAUUAAUGGAAAGGACAAUAUUUGCCAGUGUAGAAUUACGCGCAAAAAUUGGAGAAGCCUGUAAAAUAAAGCAUUUCCCAUGGGGUGAUAAAAGCUGCAAAUUUUCCGGUUGUGAAAUUACUUCUUGCUUUUAUGGAUAUCCUUUGAAAAUAAUUUUUCCAUCAUCUGUGACUGAUGGUUGUUGUCAGUGGCUAUAUCCAAUUAUAUUUGGUGGUGGUUUAGUUGAAGGGGAUAACAUUAAUUUAUCUCUGGACAUUGGGAAAAAUUGCUGUAUUUUGGUUGCUACACUGUCAUUUCCAAAGGUUUACUGUUGUGAAAUGGGCUGUGUUAGUCAGCAGCAUGUAAAAUACACUGUUGAACCUGAAGCUCUCUUAUGUAUACUUCCAGAUCCUCUUGUAUGUUACAAACAAGCCGUCUACAAUCAGACUCAAACAUUUCAUCUCACAAUUGAUUCAAAUUUAGUUUUGCUUGAUUGGUUCACUUCUGGAAGGUAUUCCAGAGGGGAACAGUGGCUCUUUUCCAGGUUAAAGAGUAUUUCUUCAAUUUACAUAAAUGAAGGACUUGCCUUUAAAGAAGCACAGAAUCUUCAGAACACACCAUUUGUUACUAUUCACAGAGCUAUGAAGUCAUACAAUAUUUUUGGAAUAUGUAUGAUUAUAGGUUACCUCAUGGAACCACUUUGGAGCACUAUCUUAUCUAAUUUAAGCAACUGGAGGAACUAUGGAGAAAAACCAAAAGUUCAUUCAUUGUUUGCUGUUAGUCCCCUGUACUUGGAAGGAGCAUCUAAACCACAUGGUUGCAUCAUCCGAUUUUCAUCUGAAUCAGUUUCAGAAGCUGUUAAGAGAAUUGAGGAAUUUCUGGGGCCACUUUUUGUCAUUAUUGGUGGAAAUCCAUUUAAAAAUAAAUAAACCCUUUAAAUUUUAUAACUAAUUUUUAAUGAAAUCUUUAAAAGUUAUUUAACAGCUAUUUUUAAAACUGUUUUGAUUUGAUGAACUCAGGUCUUUUGAAUCUCAUAUCUUAUUUUGCUGGAUUUUGUUAAAAGUUAUAAAAUUUAUGAAGUCAUUAUUAAAAAGAAGUGUUUUGUAACUUUUUGUAAAAAGUUAUAAAGUUUUUAUAAAAAAGUUUUAAUAUAUGUGCCAGUUUUUAUAAAAAGGUUUUCAUUAAACAACACUGAAUGAAAAUGGCAAAGUUAGCUCUGUAAUUUGCUGCAAGUGAAAAAGUAGAGGUCAUACAAAAUUAUCACACCUUAUAACAGGAAAUGAUGAUGCAACCUGUUUCAAUGGGCAAAUCAAGCUUUCUCAUUCUUCUGCAGAGUAAGACUGUACUUUUUAAUAGAUCUUUUUAAUUUAAUAGAAAAAAAAUAAUACUGUUAUUUUUGUAAAUAUGAAUGUCUUGGAAUGAACAAGGUAUAUAAUUUUUAGAUUUCCUUUUCACACGUUAUAUAAUUUGGUAGUAAUUACUUGAAAAAGCUCAAGUAAAAUCAUUAUUCAUUAUUUUAUAUCAUAUUUUUAAGCCAUUUGUUUAAAAUAGUAAAAGCUCAGACAUUUUUGUGCAGUCGUUGCUAUGUUGUUAGAACUAAAAAGAUACUAACUUAUAUUAAUUUAAAGAUUGCAUUCAUAAAUGUUUACAUAUAAGUAUUUUGCAUUAUACCUUUAGAAGCAUAUGUAGAUCAAUUUUGUGUGUGUGAAGUACAAAUUUUUUUCUUUCUAGUAUUAUAUGUGAUUGCAUUUUAAUAUUAAUUAUGUGCACAUGUAUAUUUUUAUUUUUUAAUAUUAUCUUUUAUUAUAUUAUUUACAUUAAAUAUAUGUAUUUAUUUAACUUACGAGAUGUAGCUUGGGAUCUACAAAGCAUGAUUUCUGCUAGUCCAUUUAUACCUUACAUAUUUUAAGAAUAUAUUACAAAAUCUCAUGCCUAUCACUUUUAAUGUUCAUGUUACAUCAAGUAUAAGUCAUAUAGAAAGAAUGUUUAUUGUUAUAGGAAGUAUUGAAAGGUUGUUUUACAGAAGUAAAAUUAACACGUUUGCAAA